UGUCACAAGUAACGGAAUUUGAAAGAGCGUUUUGACUUCUAUGGAACAUUGCCCAACACUGACUUAGGGACAAUGUCAUUAGUCAUCGAUUGCAGCCCUAUCGAUAGUGCGAUGGAGCUACCAAAGCACUUACCUACACUGAAGAACGCCAAAAAGUUUUUGAGCGAUACUAAUAAUUGCAAAUUGUUCUUAGAAAUGUGCGGAGAUAAUAAGCUAAAUAAAAACCACACAAUUAAAUUUAUUACAUUGAAAAUCAACAAUUGCCUGGGCUGCGAUGCGGUGGAAAUCAACUUCUCGAAAGCGGACAAUGUGCACAUGAUCAUCUACAGUUUGGUCAAGGAUCUGCCAAAGGAUCUACCGGCCGUCACGCCCGUGGCCCAGGCCAUCCUGCUCCUCUGCUCCCUCACCUAUCCGGAUGCAGAAAGUCUGGAGACGAUUCCGCAGCUGGAAAUCGGCAAGGGAAGUGUCUCCAUGAGCUUCGAAAUGCAUCCCAUGGAUAAGGACAAGGCCACGGAGCAAACUCAGGAGCCGGAGCCGGAGCCGGAGCCGGAGAGCGACCUGGAUGAUGGACCCUCCACCUCGAGGCAGGCCAUGGAGCGACUGGAGCAGCGGGCGCAGCGCAAGGCCAAGGAGGCGACCACUAGGAACCUGCGUUCCCAAGUCACCCACGUGACCGUCGAGCGCAGAUUCGAUGCCUCCUUCCUGAACAUUGUUACCUAUCAGAUCGACGGCGGCAAACGGCAAACGUGCCGCCUCCCGGAGUUCCACGCCAAGUUCUUUGUGCGGCCCCAGCACUCGAUCAAUCUCCUGAGGCAGCUGCACGAGAAGUGCUCCGGCAACUGGCUGAAGGUCAUCCAAAGCGACGGCGAUGGUGACGCCUUCAGAAAGUUUAGAGAUCCCGAUAGUCCAUUCGAGACCUUUGUGAAGCUAUUCGAUUCCGACCCAAUGCCAUCAAACGAUGUGAUCUGCAAGCUGGUCAAAACAUGCCUGCACAUCGGUGAGGCAGUGCGUCUGUCGGAGCGGGAAUUCAUACUGGAGGUCUUCAACCAGGUGCGCCACAUUUUCGAGUACAUCACGGCUCAGGAGUACACCGUAUGGUUUCUGGUCCCCUGCCUAAGUGACAACGACCAGCAGCAUUCCACGAACCUCGAGAACUUUGAUUUGACCAAAGUGAGAACCUCUAUUCGACCAGCCGGCGAUACCACCAACAUUUGGAGGGAUCAUACCGAUCACAACAUCAAGGAUAUUCUACUGGUGGCCUUUCAGUUGGACCUGGCCACGCAUGUCAAUCAGUCGGUUCUCGUUAUUAGCCAUUUGGAAACGCUGGCGGAGUUUUCCACCAUGCAAUAUGUGACGGCCUUCUUUAUGAACGACUUCUACUCCAAGAAAGACUCCGAUCCUAGAUGGAUAUGCCACCGCUACUUGGAGCGCAUCGUGGAUGUGGCCUUGUUCCUGGGCGUAAUCGUCAUCAUCGAGUACCCCAGUGCAUUCACACUAUUGCAGGAGGGUCGCCACUUGAUCAAGUGCUUCCAGAAGGAAAAUCGGGAAUCCUCGGGCGCUAUGCAAUGGGAAAUAUUCGAAGAUGUGGUGAAGGAAAGCGAGUCCGACCUCGAGUUUCUCAAGGAGACCGUGAGCAAAGACCAGCCGAACAUGUAGCCAUCAAAAGAGUGCACUAGCUUCGCCUCGAACAAAUUUCAUUUAUCUGCCGUCUGCGGCUUUCACACGCAAAUAUUUCCAUGCUCAUUUUCUAAUUACGCCCGAGCUCACGGUCCAAACUUCACAGCGGCUGGAAAACCCAUUCUUCAGCUCCAUUUCAAUUAGGGUUUUGCCGGCUGUCAGUUCGAGUGCCACUGGUGUGGAGCAGUCGAGGGUCCUUGCACCACCAUCUGCUGCACCGCCGACAAACCGCUCACAAACAGCAACUACAAUGGCUGUCAGACGAGAAGCACGCGUCAUUUGCCGGCGAAAUGCAUUUGCGCUAACCAAGACCAUUUUUAGCCAAAAUCACCCGGUGACCCAGUUGGAAAGCCAAGAGCCCGGAGAUAUAUCCUGAUGGAAUGCUGACUGCCAGACUGAAUGACUGACUGAGUGACUGACGGACGGACUUGAGUGAUUGGCGGUUGUUGGGGCAAUUAUUUCGGACGCUGAUGGGGGACAUCAUCCUUUGGCAAACACAAUCUGUAGUUAUACAUUCUCUGCAUUCCAUAAAAUAGUAGUAGGCGAGGCGAAGAUUUUCCAUCCUAAGGUAUUAUUAGUCUAUUACACAGUAAAGUUAUUUUAUUAAUGUUUAUUCAUGCUCAU
Molecule: messenger RNA, 2301 nt
Organism: Drosophila santomea
Lineage: Eukaryota; Metazoa; Arthropoda; Insecta; Diptera; Drosophilidae
Product: protein ORD
Exons: 7
Coding region: 73-1656 (527 amino acids)
Source: RefSeq, a predicted model, not a curated record